Molecule: messenger RNA, 87 nt
Organism: Linum tenue
Lineage: Eukaryota; Viridiplantae; Streptophyta; Magnoliopsida; Malpighiales; Linaceae
Source: the annotation of a GenBank genome assembly
AUGGCCGCUUUAUCAGAGCUUUCUCAGCGAACCUUGGAGGGGGUUCGAUCACUCGAGCAGAGCUGGCUGGAAUUGUGCAUGGAUUGA